Messenger RNA from Coregonus clupeaformis (lake whitefish), 1711 nucleotides. RefSeq names its product synaptic vesicle membrane protein VAT-1 homolog. The record is from RefSeq and is a predicted model, not a curated record. The transcript is spliced from 6 exons. NCBI's taxonomy places the organism in Eukaryota, Metazoa, Chordata, Actinopteri, Salmoniformes, Salmonidae. Gene Ontology annotation, molecular function: oxidoreductase activity. The annotation marks the transcript as partial.
GUUUUGUAGCUCGCCUCCUUCUUGUCCCACUCACACACACUGUCAGAGCGCGGAGUUGACAACCUCUGGCCACUGUAGCUGUUGCGAGGCAGCCUGCUCUUUCCUCAGCUGAAGCUCUCAUUGACUCGGGUCUGUGUCCUAAUGCAAGGCUGCUGAAGAAGCUCUGAGAAUCAGGUUUUUACUUCUCUCUUUGCUCCUGACUAACUCAGAGCCGACUCAUCAACGCGUCAUUACAGCAAAGCGCCUAAAGACAAUACGGAUAAAAAAUAAGUGAACGUUUAAUUUCAAGACUUGUCACUGUCUACUAAUACUCUUCACAAUGUCUGGCGAUGAUGCACCUGCUCAGCAGCAAAACGCUGAGGAAACAAAGCAAGAGAAUAAACCCAGCGAGGAGCCGAAAGCUGAGUCCAAGCCGGAGUCACCACCAGCCAGUGCCACCGAGGCGGCAGCCACACCGGCGGCGACCGAGAAGGUCCCCGAGGAAGAGCAGUUCACCUACCGCUCCCUGGUACUUUCCGGCUACGGGGGCUAUGAUAAGGUAAAACUGCAGGUGAAGAAGGGGAAGCCGGCACUCAAGGCCGGAGAAGUCAUGGUGCGGGUCAAGGCAUGUGGGCUGAACUUUGCCGACCUGCUGGCCCGGCAGGGUCUGUACGACCGGCUGCCGUCCCCGCCUGUCACGCCGGGGAUGGAGUGCUCCGGGGAGAUCGAGGCUGUGGGAGAAGAGGUGACGGAUAGAAAAGUGGGUGACAAGGUGCUGGUACUGAACCGCUGUGGGCUGUGGCAGGAGGUGGCCGUGGUGCCCGCUACCCACACGUUCCUCAUCCCAGAGGGCAUGACCUUUGAGGAGGCAGCCGCCCUCCCCGUCAACUACAUCACCGCCUACAUGAUGCUGUUUGACUUUGGCAACCUGAGGCCCAACCAAAGCAUCCUCAUUCACUCUGCUGCAGGUGGUGUGGGCAUCGCGGCCACCCAGCUGUGUCAGACAGUGAAGGAUGUGACCGUGUUCGGGACGGCGUCGGCCAGUAAGCACGAGACUAUCAGCCAGGGUGGAGUCACGCACUGCAUUGACUACCGUACACGGGACUACGUGGAGGAGGUCCGCAAGAUCAGCCCCAAAGGGUUGGAUAUUGUGUUGGAUCCUCUGGGAGGCUCAGACACCCACAAGGCCUACAACCUGCUGAAGCCCAUGGGCAAGCUCAUCACCUACGGUGCGGCUAACAUGCUAGCUGGUCAGAAGAAGAACCUUCUGGCGGUGGCUAAGACCUGGUACCACCAGUUCUCCAUCCACACACUCAGCCUGAUCCAGAACAACAAGUCAGUGUGUGGCUUCCACCUGGGCUACCUGGAUGGAGAGGUGGAGGUCAUCCAGCAGGCCAUGACCACCAUCCUGGACCUCUACAGGCAGGGCAAGAUCAAACCACGCAUCGACUCCACCUAUCACCUCGAACAGGUGGGCGAUGCCAUGCGGAGAAUGCAGGAGAGAAACAACAUCGGCAAGGUGAUCCUCAUCACUGAGCCUAUGCCAGAGGAGGAGAAGAAGGAGGAUCCUAAGAAAGAGGAGAAGAAGGAGGACAAGAAAAAGGAGGACAAGAAGAAAGAGGAGAAGAAGAAGGAUGACUCCAAGAAGGAGGACAAGAAAGAAGAGAAGAAGAAAGAAGAGCUGAAGAAGGAGGAGGAGAAAAACGAGGAGAAGAAGGAGGAGAAGAAGGAG